This is a messenger RNA of Aspergillus aculeatinus CBS 121060, 657 nucleotides long. RefSeq lists its product as uncharacterized. NCBI's taxonomy places the organism in Eukaryota, Fungi, Ascomycota, Eurotiomycetes, Eurotiales, Aspergillaceae. The coding region runs from base 1 to 657 and encodes 218 amino acids. The record is from RefSeq and is a predicted model, not a curated record. The transcript has a single exon.
AUGGGCAGAUUUCGACUUCUUCCCAUCACUGUCGAUGCCACCGAGAGUGGCGUCGAGCCCCUUGAGGCAACACAGGGGUCGGACGACGGGGAUGCCUGGAAGGCACACUGCUAUACCCUGGUGAGCGCGCUCACCCAUGGGGGAUUCAUGACUGAAGUGAAAUGGCGGACCACCCCCGACGAGCCCCGCUCGGUGACCGAGGAUCACUGGAAGGCCGAGUGUCAGCGCGCCCUUGUACGUGCCUUCACCACCCUCCAGAAAUGGCGCCCGGACUUGGACGAGCUGUACGGAUACAUCCUGCGGCCUGACACCAGACAAGUCCAGCUGUAUCGGCAACUGAAGCCGACCGGAGAGUUGAGGGGGGUCAAGCUUGACCUCUUUACGUACGAGGGAAUGGAUACGUUUGUUGAUGAAAGUGACUUCAAUUCUACCUGUCACGUGGCCUGGUGGCAUUCGGAAGUAGACCGCAAGAUUCCCAACUGGGACCACGACUUUGGGCGUGGCAGCAAGCGGCCGCGCCCGGCGAUCGGGGGCAGUGACGAACGGAUGGACUUGCAAACCAUCCUGGAGGAAUAUCUCAACACCGAGACCAAAUUGGUGCAGUUGGAGCUCUUGCUGAAAGCAGCAGUGGCUGCGGAUCUCGGGCAGACAGGAUGA